Messenger RNA from Lethenteron reissneri (Far Eastern brook lamprey), 3413 nucleotides. Its product is annotated as alpha-enolase-like. Gene Ontology annotation, cellular component: phosphopyruvate hydratase complex. Gene Ontology annotation, molecular function: phosphopyruvate hydratase activity; magnesium ion binding. NCBI's taxonomy places the organism in Eukaryota, Metazoa, Chordata, Hyperoartia, Petromyzontiformes, Petromyzontidae. The record is from RefSeq and is a predicted model, not a curated record. Gene Ontology annotation, biological process: glycolytic process.
CUCUCACACCGCCAGGGUCCCCCUCCACAGAUUCCACUCACUGCCAGCCUCUCCCUCCACAGUGACCCCACUUACUGCCAGCCUCUCCCUCCACAGUGACCCCACUUACUGCCAGCCUCUCCCUCCACAGACCCCCCCCCCUCCACACUCCCAGCCGCUGCUCCUCGGCCACACGUCCUGUUGGAUCCAACUCCUUCCUCUCCGCAACGGGAACACGGCUCCGGGCAGACAUGUCUGUGCUCAAGAUUCACGCUCGGCAAAUUUUCGACUCCAGAGGGAAUCCCACAGUGGAGGUAGAUCUAUACACACACAAAGGGCUCUUCCGGGCGUCUGUACCGAGUGGCGUCUCCCGCGGAGCUCACGAGCCCACGGAGCUGAGAGACGGAGACAAGACGCGAUUCCUCGGACAAGGCGUGUCCCGUGUGGUGAAGUACAUCAAUCAAUACAUUGGUCCUGCACUCUGCAGUCAGGACGUUAAUGUCAAGGAUCAGGAGAAGAUCGAUGACCUCCUCGUCGCGAUGGAUGGAACCGCUAACCUGUCUCGGUUCGGGUGUAACGGUCUGCUGGGGGUCAGCGUGGCUGUGUGCAAGGCUGGCGCGGUGGAGAACGAUGUGCCGCUGUACAAACACAUCGCCCAUCUGGCGGGGAACACCAACCUAGUGCUCCCAGUACCGGUGCUGAACGUGCUGGCGGGGGGCUUGCACGCGGAUGGCGGGGGCGUGCAGGGCCUGCAGGAGGUGUUGGUGCUGCCUGUGGGCGCGAGCUCGCUGCACGACGCGGUGCGGCGUGGCGCCGAGGUGCACCACGCGCUGCACGCGCUGCUUCGCGAGCGCCAAGGGGUGGGCGCCACCAACGUGGGUGACCAGGGCGCGUUCUCGCUCAGCCUGCCCUCCGCACGCGAAGCGCUACAGCUGGUGCGUGAGGCUGUGCAGCGCUCGGGAAACCAGGACGCAGUGGUGCUAGGUAUCGACGCGGCAGCAUCGGACCUGCACGUGCAUGGGAUGUACCGCAAACGCACACAGGAGGAAGGGCAGGAGGAUUCCCUAAUCUCAGCAGACACUUUGGCUCAGAGCUACCGAGACCUCGCCAAGGAUUUCCAAGUGGUGUCGUUUGAAGAUCCGUUCGACCAAGAUGACUGGACAGCCUGGUCUAAAUUCACAGAGUCUGGAUCGUUCCAAGUGGUGGGAGACUCUCUGACCGUGAGCAGUGAGUCACGCGUGGAGCUGGCGGCUGGACAGCGAGCGUGCAACAGCCUCACGCUGUCACUUACUCACACGGGGACGCUCACGCAGACCAUCCGCGCGUGGAGGGCUGCUCGCCGGCACGGGUGGGGAGUCGUGGUGAGCCACCGCUCCGGGGAGACUGAAGAUCCCUUCAUCGCAGACCUUGCCGUAGGCCUCGGAGCCGGACAGAUCAAGACGGGUGCUGCGUGUCGCUCCGAGAGGCUGGCGAAAUACAACCAGCUCAUGCGAAUUGAAGAGGAGCUCGGCUCGGAGGCAAAAUACGCUGGGAGGAACUACCGCAACCCACAUGCCGGCUGAACUACCACACAGUGAACUACAAACCCCACUUACACAGUGAACCACCACAUACACAGUUAACUACAAACCCCACACACACAGUAAACUACAACACAGUAAACUACCAACCCCACUCACACAGUUAACUACAAACCCCACUCACACAGUGAACUACAACACACACAGUUAACUACAAACCCCACUCAACCAGUGUACUACCACACAGUGAACUACCACACACAUUGAACUACAAACACCACUCAUAACGUGAACUACCACAGUUAACUACAAACCCCACUCAACCAGUGUACUACCACACACAUUUAACUACAAACCCCACUCAUAACGUGAACUACCACAGUUAACUACAAACCCCACUCAACCAGUGAACUACCACACAUAGACCAAACAACCGCAAACCAAACCACCACAAACCACACGCAGUAUGCAUGAACUACACGCUGUGGCAGGGUUGUCCAACUCCAGGCCUUGCGACCCACCACAAUAAACCUGUGUUUACUGCGAUCAAAUGCAACGUGUUUACAGUUGUUUCGGCCUCUCAACAACUGGCCUGGAUUCAAUUGCCAACUCGGGCACUUAUCUCUGUGUGGCACUUCUAUGUUCUCCCCGUUCUGCACGUAUGUUGAACUUUUCGCACCGUACGUAGCCAACUGUGCUCAUCGGAGGUCCAUGUGUUUUCCUCCAGGUUGUCCAGUUUCCUCCCAUAGCGGGGGAAUAAAAGCAUACAAUUUGAACAGUGCUGUGCAACCCUGCAGCCACACCUCGUUACAAACAUAUAAAGGUCCCCCCAGUGACAACUGUCUGUACGGUACAGAGGGACUCGGCACCUGGAAUGCAAGCCGGCAUUAGUCUGUCAGGAGGUGAUGAUUGCUUUACCAAUAGAGUAAUUUUUCGGUAUUAUUUUGAAUUUGGCAAAUUUGGACCAUGACACUGGAAGUGGCCUACUCAUUUCAAAUCUCAAGGGCUCGUUAACGUCCACUGUUAAGAGGACGGAAUCUGUGUGGUUAAUACACCCACGGUAAUAACCAAGAUGGCCCGUCGGAUUCAAACUGCAAACCUCUGCGACAAAGGAGCAGCCAUCCUACUGCUGGGCCAUGUCACCGUCAAAUCAUGUACAAAAUGACAGAUGAGAAAAUAUUGCAUUCUUACGAAUCGAUGUUAAUAGACAAGUCGAAGCAUCAUGACAGGAUGAGUAAAUGCAAUUAAUGUGAGAGCUCUGAAUUUGGAUGGUGCCGUCUACGUCAACAUCACGUGGGUCUUGUUUAGAGAUCAUCAGACACGUGCAACGUGUAACAAUCUCCUUGGUAUUUGAACGGAGAUUAAUUUGUAUUCGAACGGUGGACACAGGGGGGGCUGGUAGAGGGAAACCUGGGUUGUUUCGUUGCACGUCAGCAUGGAUUUUAAUAACCUACUUGCUAGUGAUAUUGGACUUCCUAUGCGGCUGGAGCAGUGGGGGGGGGGUUCCUGUAAGAAUAUGCCUGUUGUAGCAUGUGGCGAGACAAAGUGGCUGGGCAUGCGGUGCUGACCCCACCACCCUUGUGGACGUUCGUUUCUGGCCUUAAUAGGCUCUCGCCAAUAGAAUUUGUUUAAUCGUCUCUUAUUGGGACGAAACGGGGGAACUGCGCGUGCGAGUAAUGAUUCUUUCAAUCGUUUUCACGAGGGCUGAAACAAUUCAAUUGAUAAAGGAAUUUAUUGCCAAGGAAUUAUAGUCUUGUUACAAACACGGCACCAUAAUAACAGGCAUAACUACUCAAGAUAAUAACAAAAACAAAGUUGAUCAGAUGUCACGUAACAUUGAAAUCAUACCCCCGGCUGUGAAACGCAUGAAAAACUCUGUUAAUACGAAUAGAAAUAAAGCCAGAUUCUAACUUA